Molecule: messenger RNA, 2775 nt
Organism: Talaromyces stipitatus ATCC 10500
Lineage: Eukaryota; Fungi; Ascomycota; Eurotiomycetes; Eurotiales; Trichocomaceae
Exons: 2
Coding region: 1-2586 (861 amino acids)
Biological process (GO): TORC2 signaling
Cellular component (GO): TORC2 complex
Source: RefSeq, a predicted model, not a curated record
AUGCAUCAAUCACCCGCGAGCCGCCCUGACUCUCGGGGUGACAACGCUCGUUACCAAAGCCAACCUCCAAAUCCCCAAUCCCAUCCUCAUAGCGGCCGACCUGGCUCGUCCGACAGUGAUGCUUCAUCCUCUUCAUCGCGGGUGACAACACUCAAUCGCCCGAAAGGCCCUCUCCGCUCCCUCAAUACUCCGUCUUCCCCCCAUCCUCCUCGGACAUCGUCAAUUGGUAUUAUCAAUGCAAGUGCAAAUAGCAGUAACCCGCGUCCAACAGUCGGUGCAAAUUCACCGUUGAGACCGCCGAAUGAUCCGAUCUCGAGAAAACCAUCUCCACGAGCCCCGCUGCCAGAAUUACAAAGACACAGACCACGACAACAUUCACAGGGCUUCUUUGAACCUUCAUUACCCACCGCGAGUCUCGCCGAUCAUACCAUGACGGCUCUAACGGCUUCGCAAAUUGCUGCCCAAGCGGCUAUGCAGUCGACUCAACAACAGCACGUGCGGCAUCGUUCACAGACAGUUCCGAUCGAGGAUGGACUAAAGACUCGGAAAGGUGGUCGAGAAUCACCGCCACCGGUCCACCUAGCACCUCAUACAACUACAUCAGCGUCAACAACGGGCGGUGGUGCAGGAGCAGGAGUCGGCGGGUUCUACAGCAAUGCAUACCAGAACGGACUUAUAGGUUCGAGUGUGGCUGCAGCUACCACCGCUGCCAGUAUUGCGUUUCCGCGACAUCAAGCGGGGGCAGAUGCGGUAGAUCAGAAACAGAAAACAGAAAAGACAAGGAAGAAGUUAUUCUCCAAACCGAAACAUAUUGGUAUAUCAAGGGACAGGGACUGGAUGGGCAGCAGCAAGGACAAAGCGCUAUCAUCUCCCAGUAAACUCGGAUUUGGCAGUUCAAGCGGAUUGUCAAAGAUGGUUAGUGCGUCUACGACCAAUCUCACCGAGGUGAGCUCCAACAAUUCUUCCAUGUAUAAUCUCUCGAAUGCAUCCGCGAGUACGGUGGUGCCGGUCGAUAAGGGAGAGAAGGAGAAGGAGAAGGAUAAAGAGAAGAUCCAUAAACACCAUUUCCUAUCACGACAAAAGCUCAAACUCAAAGACGACCACCAUUACUUGCCAUUAUCAUCCGCUUCCAGCAACUCGAAACCUCUAGACCCGAACGCACCUCAAUCUCUCUAUAACUUUGCUCCGUCCUCACCCGGGCCGUCCUCUUCAAGUUUUCCGAAAGCAGGAUUGGAUCUACUUCAUGGAGGUCGAGCUCUGAGAGAAAAAAGGCGAGAAGAGAAAGCUAUGGUGUCUACUGCAUACGAUGCUAGCAGGGAUUCUAUAGAUACUCAAUGGCCUUCUGGUAUUGGCUCUAGCAUUAGCGGCUCAGCUACACCUUACGGAAACUCUCUGGGCAACCUGGGAAGCGUGAUCAGUAACGACAGCGUCAAAGAGACUCUCCAGGGCUUCGGUUUGCAUAAUAUGACGGCAGAAGACGUUUGGGAUUUCCUGAAGGCUAAACUGUUGGUUAUAUUUGACGGUGGCGAUGUCCGCAUUGCUGUGGAGGACUUGAACAAGCUCGUGGUUAUACAUAUUCAACUCUGCGUCCAAAAACAGAUGCCGACUAUUGUAGAAGAUCUUCGAGAAUUACUGCAUACGGGGUUCUCGACGCUGAAUCAUUCACUUAGUGGCAUUCCGGAUGAAAAACUCGUUCCUCAUCUGAUGCAGAUAUGGAUGUUAGCAUUCGGAACGAUCUUACCCUUCAUUCAGGCAGUCUUCCUCCCAUUGGAUCUCGAAUUCAAGGGCCGUGGAUCCGUGAUGAACGCUCGAGAAGCCAGAGAGUUCUGGGGUGCCUUGCCUACAAAUGGAGACACAGAAGAAAGUUCCCUAGGUGAUGAGCUCGACGUUCGUAUGAUUGUUCUAACCGCGUUUCGCGAUACGGUCAUUCUGCAGCGCUUCGAAGCACUAAAUGCCAUCUUUUCCCGCCUGAGUCUAGACACCAUCAACGCUACCAUUGGUGCCUUAAGUUCUACUUCUAACAGUAGCAGCAGCGGCGGUCGACCGGGCACAGCCGCAUCCCUAGAUCCGACGUACAGUAGCUUCAACUCUCAGCAAUCAUCUCUCAACAUCGCCGGCAGCUACUCCUCUGACUCUGCAAGCGCAAACCGCAGUCGCGCAACAUCCAACACCUCCUCCAACCCAGACCAAUUGAUCUUCCAGUCAUUUACAUCACCGUCCCAACGCCAACUUCAAACUCUCCGCAAUAACCAGAACGCAGACUCAUCGCACGUCAUCACGGAUACUGUGGGCCGCAUGCUGCAAUGCUUUAGCGUGCUAGCUAGCAUCCAAAGCGGGGACGAAGCACAAGAACGCAUCGAAACAUUAACCAAGACCUUAAAACACAACUGGCUUGGACGUGGUCGGACGGGCCGAGAUCGAAGAGGAUUUGUCGGGACCAAGGUCAAACCUGUUAUGUUACCGCGUCAGAAUAGUGAUGACACUACGAGUAGUAGUGACCGGGCAACAAUGACGAAUGGGAAUGCAGUAUGGCGGAAUUCCCUGCUAGCUAGCGGAAGAAACAUGGGUACGAGUGCUGUUAGCUGACGAUGGCUGUUCACCAAUUUUUUCUUUUCUUUUCUUUUCUUUUCCUUAUUGACUCUUGUGAUGUUCUUGACCCAGCGAACGGAAAUAUCCUAUUGUUAGUUGUGUACAUGGCGUUUGGUGAAUACCCAAUGUCUAUGAUAAAUAUGAACAUGAAAAUGUAAUCAUGGGAAUGAACUCGACUUUUAAGCC